AUGUUUCAUACAGCUUUCUUUCAUCAGAUGUUUCCAAAUGAACACCUCCAGAUUAUGGGGAUCCUCCAGUUGUUGCUACAUUUUAAGUGGACCUGGGUUGGGGUGAUUUGUCAAGCAAAUGAGAUUGGUGAAAGAUUUUUGAGGCAAGUUCUGAUCCUGUUUUCAGAAAAAGGAAUCUGCUUUGAUUACAUUGAAGAGCUUGUGCUAGAAGUUUUCUCAAGUGAGCUGGAAGAGAAAAUGGAUAACUUUCUUAAAAUAUACGAAACCAUGAUGACAAGUUUGUCCAAUGUGGUGGUUAUGUAUUGUGAAAACCAGAUCAUGGUUCUUUUCAGAAUGAUGUCCUCUGUUUCAGAAUAUUUAGAUACACGAGUUGAGCGAAAAGACAAAGUCUGGAUUUUUCCAGCCCAGAUGGAGUAUACUUCAGUUCCAUUUCAAAGAGAUUGGAGUAUGGACAUCAUCCACGGGGCUCUUUCUUUUGCAGUUUCAUCAAAAGAAUUAUUAGGAUUCAAUAGAUUUUUUCAGGCAAGAAACAGUGUUAUAGAAAUUGAAGAGAGUUUUUCGAAGAUCUUUUGGGAACAAGCCUUUGGAUGUUUCUUCUCAAAAUCCACUUUAAGCCCAGAGCCGGAGAAACGGUGCACUGGAAAAGAGAAUCUGGAUGAUCUUCCAGACUCUGUUUUUGAACUGAGCAUGACUGGGCAAAGCUACAGUAUCUACAAUGCAGUCUAUGCUGUGGCACAUGCUCUCCAUGCAAUGCUUACACCCCAUUUCAAACACAGAGCAAUUGCUGCUAGAAGGAAACAGAAGCUUCUCAAUCCUCAAGUGUGGCAGUCUCAACCUCCUUCUUUGUGCAACAAUCCCUGCGCCUUGGGUUACAGUAAGAUCAAAAUAGAAGGGAAGCCAUUUUGCUGUUACAAAUGCCUUCGUUGUCCAGAAGGGAAAAUUGCCAACCAGACAGAUUCAGAUGACUGCUUCCCGUGUCCUGAAGAAAGUUAUCCCAACAAGGAUCAGAUUGUUUGCAUAAAAAAACGCACAACUUUCUUGUCUUACAAAGAACCCCUGGGAAUCAUCUUGACCACUGUUGCUUUCUUCUUUUCUUUCAUAUCAACUGUGGUGUUGGGGAUCUUCAUUAAACACCAGGAGACUCCCAUUGUCAAAGCCAACAACAGGAGCCUCACCUACAUUCUUCUCAUUGCUCUCCUGUUCUCUUUCCUUUGCAUUUUGCUUUUCAUUGGGCAACCUAACCAAGUAAAAUGUCUCUUGAGACAAGCUGCUUUUGGCAUCAUUUUCUCUGUGGCCCUUUCUUGCAUAUUGGGCAAAACAAUCAUAGUGGUUCUUGCUUUCAUGGCAACCAAGCCAGGCUCUAAAAUAAGGAAAUGGGUAGGGAAAAGAUUAGCCAACACUAUUGUGUCAUCUUGCUCCCUGGUACAAAUCACCAUUUGCAGUGUGUGGCUGGCAAUUUCUCCCCCAUUUCCAAAUUCAGACAAGCAUUCCAUGGCUAGAGAAAUAGUUCUGGAAUGUAAUGAAGGUUCAGUCAUCAUGUUUUAUAUUGUGCUAGGAUUUAUGGGGUUCUUGACCUUUAUCAGCUUCACUGUGGCCUUCCUAGCCAGGAAAUUACCAGAUAGCUUUAAUGAAGCCAAAUUUAUAACUUUCAGCAUGUUUGUUUUUUGCAGUGUCUGGAUGUUGUUUGUCCCCACCUAUCUAAGCACCAAGGGAAAGUACAUGGUAGCUGUAGAGGUCUUCUCCAUUUUGGCUUCUGCAGCUGGAUUAUUGGGUUGCAUCUUUUUCCCCAAAUGCUACGUUAUUGUUCUGAAGCCUGAAUUGAACAGAAAGGAGCAACUGAUAAAAAAACAAAAAUGAACGCCAAGUUUUAUUGUUACUUAUUGAGUAAGCUUCUUACUAAAUCAAGCUUCAUUCUGAUGAACUGCUUACAAUUUGCUAAAGUCAGCUUUAACUUUAAAUUUCUCUUAGCAUUUAAAAGAAUAAUUACUUCCUCCAACUGGAGUUUAAAUGAAACAUUACAGAAAGAAAAGUAAUGGAAAAUUAGGGGGGAAAAGGUGUUUCUUUUUUUACAAUAAUCUUAAUAAAGAUGCAGAUAUAAGAAUGAUUUAGAUGUAAGAAUGGAAAGAUGUACUUUUAUGAGAGGACAUUUUAUACAACUUAAUAGAAAAUUCAAAAGAGAGAGAGAGAUCAGAAUACACAAGUGAUUUUAGAUCAGAUAAAAACAAAAGGAGAAGAAUUAAAGAAAUCCAUUGGGAGGGGCAGGGGGGAAAGUCAUUUCACACCAAAUUAAACUCCUUCAAUAGCAGUUGCCUAAAAUGGAGGUAAAAGUGGUUUAUGGAAAACAAAAGAAUUUCAGUUUGCAAAUUAGCUAGCAAAAUGGUUGGCAUAUAAAUUGAGGAUCAAAAAAAAGAGAAAAACUAUUAAAAUUGCAAGAUGGAAUACCAUAAUAAUGAAUCUGUCAGUCAUGGAAGCCAUCUUUUACUUUGGAUCUUCAGAGCUGCCACACUUAGUGCUGUGGGAAACUGGGAGAGGGGAUUGCAUGGAAUUGUAGGGAUAACUAGCCAUAAUAACAUUCUUUUCUCUGAGAGCCAAGGACAUUUUGCUGUGCACCUGGAGUGGUGUGACUGGGAGGCAUCUCCAGUUGGGACGGUGCAUUGAUUGGACCAUGUGAUGGACAUGUGGGUGCUGGGGCAGGGGCUUGGACUUUCUUUUGGGUGGGGAAAACCUGGAAGCUUUCAGAUCCAGGUUUUCCCAGAUGUGCCAAUAUGACAUCUCUAUUAAAAUGGAACUUUGAGGAACUUCUAG
Pantherophis guttatus is the source of this 2805-nucleotide messenger RNA. The record is from RefSeq and is a predicted model, not a curated record. NCBI's taxonomy places the organism in Eukaryota, Metazoa, Chordata, Lepidosauria, Squamata, Colubridae.